This is a messenger RNA of Podarcis raffonei (Aeolian wall lizard), 2173 nucleotides long. It is a transcript of the gene AJM1, whose product is annotated as apical junction component 1 homolog. Gene Ontology annotation, cellular component: plasma membrane; apical junction complex. The transcript has a single exon. The record is from RefSeq and is a predicted model, not a curated record. Lineage: Eukaryota; Metazoa; Chordata; Lepidosauria; Squamata; Lacertidae. The coding region runs from base 43 to 2142 and encodes 699 amino acids. Gene Ontology annotation, biological process: cell-cell junction organization.
CCGCACUGAGGGUGGCGCGGCGCCGGGCCCGCCCUUCCGAAGAUGACCCGCACCCACCCUCCGGACCUCCUCCGCCACGUCCAGACGGCGCCGCCCUUCCCCUGCGCCAUGUCGGCGGCGGCGCCCUUCCACAAGCGCCACUGCCGCAGCUUCGACUUCCUGGAGUGGCUGGACGACGAGCCGCCCGCCGCCCGGCGCGGGCGCGAGGCGCCCCGCGACCCGGCGCCCCGCGCCCGCUCCAAAAGCGCCGGGCGCCACGCCAACGAGCUGCACCCGGUCAAGCUCCAGCCCCAGCGCAGCCGCAUCUCCCCCUUCCAGCACGGCGCCAACCCGCCGCCCGCCAACGCCCCGCGCCGCCGCCUGGACAUCAAGCCCGACCCGCCGCCGCGCUACGUCUCCCCGGCCCGGAGCGGCCUGACCGUGCCCGGCGCCUGGCGCCCCUCCCGCACCCCGACGCCCAGCGACACCUACGAGGACCGCCCGCCGGGCGACGCCUACGACCCGAACCCGCAACCGGCGCCCCUCCAGGUCUUCUACGCCGGCGACGGAGGAUACGCGCCCGUCCGGACGAACUACGUUUCCCCCUUCCUGGACGCCCAACCUGUCCGGGAGGCGCCCGGCCGGAACUACGUUUCCCCGUUUUACGGCGCCGCGCCAACAUUCGACGGCGCCGCAUUUGACGGCGCCGCGCCGCCCUUUUACGGCGCCGCGCCCCACUUUUACGGCGCCGCGCCACCCGUCCCGGCGCCCGUCUCGCGGACAUACCCUCACCCGUACGGCGCCUGGCGCCCGGUGGCGGUGCCCUACCCACCAGGCGCCACCCAACCCUCCUGGCAGGCGCCGCGCCUGGGAACGGAAGCGCGCAGCCACUCCAAGUCGUGGGACGACAUCCUGGCGCCGCGCGGGCGCCCGGACCAGCCGCUGUGGCGCGGGCGCAGCUACGAGAACAUUCUAGCGCGCCACCCGGCGCCGCCCGACACCCGGCGCCCGGCGCCCGUGGUGGUGACGCUCUCCAGCUCCCCGAAACGCUACGCCGCGCUCUCCCUCUCGGAGAACUCGCUGCUGGAAAAAACGGGCGCCGCCGGGCGCGGCGCCUGGUUCGUGACGCCGGAGAUCACAAUCACCGACAACGAGAUCACCGGGCGCCCGGCGCCGGCGCGCCAACGCAGCCUGGAGCAGCUGGACCAGCUGAUCACCGACCUGGUGAUCGACUACAAACCGGGCGCCGACGCGGCGGAGACGCCGGGCGCCAGCUCGCCGGACGCCAGCACCGACGAGGACGACGUCAUGUGCUCCAACGCCCGCUGCGGGCGCACGGAAACUAUGUUUCACGCCUGCCUCUACUUCAAGUCCUGCCACAGCUGCCGCACCCUCUACUGCUCGCGCCACUGCCGGCGCCAGGACUGGCGCCGCCACAAGGAGCGCUGCGCCGCCGGGCGCGCCGCCAGCGCCUGCCGCAACGCGCUACGGUUCUCCCGGGAGGACGCCGCGGCGCACCGGGCCUUCUCCCGCCUGGCGCGGGUCGGAUUCCUCUCCCGCGGGCGCGGCGUCCUCUUCCUCGGAUUCCCGGGCGCCGCCGCCGCCGAGGACUUCCUCCGCGCCGGACUGGGCGCCGCGGCGGCGCCGCCAACGUACCUCUCCCUGCGCGAAGUGGGCGCGCACGCCGGGAAGCUGGGCGCCUACGCCCGGGAGCUGCAGCGCGCCGGGGAGGAGUACGACCCGGCGGAGUGCUUCGUGCUGAACGUGACGGUGGCGGCGGGCGAGGGGCACCCGGCGGCGCGCCAGCACGGUAAGGUGGCGCUGGCGGCGGUGGCGCCGGCACCGGGCGCCGAGAUGGAGACGCUGAUUCUGACGCCGCCGCCGGGCGCCGGCGACCAGGAGGACCGGCGGGCGCGGGAGGUGUGCUUCGUCCACGUCCAGAGGGAGCUGCGCGCCCGGGGCGUGGCGCUGCGGCGCGAGUUCCCGGAGGUGUACGGGCGCCUGGUGGCGUUCGUCGAAAGCGGGCGCCGUUUCACGCCCACCACCAUCUAUCCCGUCGACAAGAGGACGGGCAAGCAGUUCCUCUGCAUGAUCAUGGCCGGAUCCGAACCCAGGACGCUGGACUGGGUGGCCAGUCCCAACUUGCUGGAUGAGCUGAUGUAGCGGAGGCAAGUGGCGGGGAGUUCCGGGGGAG